This is a messenger RNA of Paramecium tetraurelia, 3036 nucleotides long. RefSeq lists its product as uncharacterized. The record is from RefSeq and is a predicted model, not a curated record. Gene Ontology annotation, biological process: regulation of GTPase activity. Lineage: Eukaryota; Ciliophora; Oligohymenophorea; Peniculida; Parameciidae. The transcript is spliced from 7 exons.
AUGUUCGAAAUGCAGGAGGACCAAAGUGAUGUGAGUAUUGCACAGAUAAAAGAUUCGAAUCAUCUUAAGCUAUCAAAAAGGCAAUCAUUUAAUUCAGAUACAAUUCUUCAAUGGAAUUGCUUAUAGGAGAAUCUUUAAUUGCAAUAUAAUUUGCUUAAUAAGGAAAAUGAAACUAAGAAUGAGCGCAUUUAGAUUCUCUUGAAUACAGUGGAGAAGUAUUACAAGACGUAGCUUCGAUAUAAGGACUUGCGUAGAUUGUACAAUCAACAAUAAACAAAUAAUUAUAAUCAAAUACAAUGUUUAUUAGGGUACAAAUUUGAGAAUGUUCAUUUUGAGAUACAAAAGUUUUUAUUUCUGUUGAUGGAAAACCAAGAACUUUUUGCGUAAUUGAUUCACUCAUCUUUGGAUAUUGGUGCUCAUAAUUUGGAUGAGUUUAUAUUUGAUAUUCUAACAUUCCUUUAUGAUCCCAUUGUAGGGGCUGGCCUUUAAGAAGGAGUUUUUAAAUUAUUAAGCGAACUCUUAAAAUUAGAAUUAAUCAAUCUUAAAAAUCCAUUAGAGUUGUUUCAAGAUAAAACCAAUCUAGUUUGCAAAUUUCUUAUAGGAUUCAGCAAAGGACCAUUAUGUUAAUCAUAUAUACAGUAAAUAUGUGGAUAAGCAUUAAACUUACUAAUGAAUGUGAAAGAAGAGUUAGAAUUAAAUCCUAAGAUUAUUUAUGAAUAGUAGUUGAAAUUGAAAGAAAGCAAAGAGUCUGCAAAACUACUGAAAUUAAAACAGGAGAAUAAAGCAAGGAAAAUAAUGUUUAAUAUUCUUCCCAUUUUAAUGCAGGGAACACAAGAGAAUAAAGAUAUUAAUGUUUAUGAGAAUGUGAGAAGAACUAAAAUUCCUGACUCGUUACUUAAUGAAAUAAUUGAAUAAAUUAGUCCCUCAAUUUAAUCAUAUUGUCAAACACCAUUAUAGAGGUUAGUAGACCCAUAAUUAGUAGAGGAAACAGCUAAGAUAUUAUAUGAUAGACGCAAAGUGACUGAGAUGAUUGUUAACUCGAUUUGUGACAACAUCAUAAAUAGUUUACAUAAUCUACCCUUUAUAAUGAGAGCCUUAUUUAGACUGUAGUACCAAAUCUUUAAAGUCCUUUAUUAAUCUUAUAAAUAAGAGGAACUAUUUAGUUUGCUAAUUCAAUUCCUGAUCAAUAAAUGGGUUUUACCUGAAUUCACAGCGAUGUUUCUUAAUUAAUAAUAAUUAGAGUCAUCAUAAUACCAAACUAAUAAUAUUGCAGUAGUGAGUAAAAUCCUAUUGAAUGUCUGGAAGGGAGAAAUAAUUGAGGGUCUCAAAAUUACAUUAACAAGUGAAAAUGUUUUAAAUUAUUUCAAAGGAUUAAUUGAACUCCCUCAAACUCAAUUGAAUUUUUAUAUCAAAGAAAAAACUGACAAACCCUUCAUCUCCUAUUUACUCUCCAUUUCAGAUUUAUAAAUUUUAUUAAAUUCAAUAUCAAAAUCAAGGAUUGAUGGUUCAUUAGGAGGUAAACAACUAACCAGAUACACAGAUCUAAGGGAAUUGGCAGAGAAUAUAAUGCGAUAUAAUUUGAAAUUGGGAAGUGAUUAUAUGAAUAAUGUUGUUCAAUGGAAAGGUUAGAAAGUACCUGCAAAUAAUAUGCAUUUUGCAGUACAUAGACUAUCUGAUCUGUAUAAUGUCAAUUAUAUUGAUAUUGCUUUUAAAUUCACAGAGAAGUUCAGCGCUUAAGACAAAGAAGAACUGUUGUUUAUUUCAAAAGCCAAAUAAGUUGUUGCUUAAUUUUUAAUUUCCAUUGAAAGAAUAUCCCUUUUGGCUAAAUUAAGGAACAAUAUAAUUCUCAGCUUUGACAAUCUAAUAUAUAUGUAUAAAGAUUCUUAUGAAAAUAAGGGGUAAGUAAUUAAACAGUAUGAGAAUAUUUCGCCUUAAUUAUAUGCGAAUUAUUUGCUUUCUAUUUAUAAGAUGAUUCCAAAUCAAUACACUAGCAAUAAUCUAUCACUUUUAUGCCAAGAAAUGAUUUAAGAAUUUGAUUAGAAAGUUACUUAUGCUAAAAAUCAACAAAAGGCAAUGUUAGAAGCAUUCCUGAAAAUUAUAACUCAACUUAAAACUGAGAGAAAUGAAAUUAAAUCUUUGAACAAAAUGUUAAAAACAAUUGAGUUAAAAAAAAAAUUAACCCAUUUUUUAAAAAAUAUUAAGAUUCCAUGUUUGUUGAAUUUUAGGCAUGGAUAAAUGAAUUUGAUUCCAAUUUAAGACUCAUCUAAAACUAAAUCCUUAGAUCCAAAGGAUAACGAAAAGUAAUAAUUUUUAUAGAUUGUGAAUGGAGCAGAUCUGAAUUAAUUAUAGUUGGAAUUGCCAUUUUAGAGUAUAAGAGACUUUAUCGAUAUAUUAAGUGGAUUGAAGCAUUUGCAACUUGCCUUAGAAGGAGAUUAGGAUUACAUAGAGAAAGUCUCAAAACUGUUUUAGAACUAUAUGAAGUUAGUGGAGGAAAAGUUAUAAUAAUAAUCAUUUUUCCCAUAAAAUUAAAACCUAAAAAAAAAUAAUCAAUAUGUUGAUUUAUGUUUUGAAACAGUAGAAAAGUCAAUUGUACGCAGAAUUAUGAUGAAAUAUUGUACCAUUAACGAGAUUAAAGAAGAUUAGCAUUUUAUCGAGUAAUGUCAAUAGAAAUUGAAGCACCUAGAAGAAUAAUAAGAAGUUAAGAUUUGCUUAUCAGAAUUGCCUAUGUUAUAGAAAAUGAGUGAAUCUUUUAGAUAGAUUGAUUAAGUAAUGACUCCUAUUGAGAAAUUACAAAUGAUUUCGGAUUGUUUGAGUAACACAACUUAGUUAUUGAAGAUAUCUGGAAUCGAUGAUAAUCCUGGCUAAGAUGGAACACUGCCAGUUUUUAUUUAUUUAGUUGCUUAAGCAUGUCCUAAAUUUAUGAAAACAAAUUUGAAUAUAAUCUAAUCUUUAUUCAACUUUGAUCGUUGGAAGAAUUCCACCUACCCAUUUUCAUCGACUUAAUUAUAAGGAGCAUAUGAAAAUAUUAUAAAUUGA